UCCGACCCUGCAGACCGCCAUGCGUGCUCCUUUAAGCAAGUGCGAACCCGCCCACUUCUUCAAGUUCAUCAAAGAAGGUUCCCUGUUCCAACAGUCAAUACCUGAAUCAAUUAGAAAAUACAUAAAAGGGAGAAGUAGCAACGAAACAGCCGUUUUGAAAAGAGGGUCUCAAAAAUGGUCGGUGAAGGUUAUCGAUUGGGUGUUUGGCAAAGGUUGGGAUAUAUUCGUGAAAGAAAACGGCGUGGAAGAAUAUGACAUCGUUGUUUUUAAGCAUGAAGGAAAUAUGGUUUUUGAUACCAUGGUUUUCGACCCUUCAUUUUGCGAAAGGGAAUAUCCAAAUGCUCGCGUUACAAUAUCAUCGAGGAAUUGUGAAAAUGACACCAAUGCACCGAAGAAGAUCCCAAAAGAGAAGGAUCCGGUUCCGGAUCAUAUUCAUCAUCCUUAUUUUAUCGGCACGUUGAACUCUAAAGAUACGCGAUAUAAACUGUAUGUUCCAAUCAAUUUCGUAAGGGCAAACCGAUUAAGCACUGGAGGGAUGAUUCUUAGAUAUGGUCAAAGUCAAACGUCGUGGAUGGCUGAGAUAAGGAUUCGUGCGAAUAGUUACAUAAUAGGAGGAUGGCAUGAUUUUUAUAUUGAAAAUGGGCUAAAAGAAGGAGACCAGUUUAAGCUUGAACUCAUUCAAUCUGGGACCAAACCUGUUGCAAUUUAUUAUAAUCUUGGCACCAAUGAGUCUGAAUCUCCUGGAAAGGCGAUAACUCCUAACUUUGUUCGCACUUUGCGUGGAUCUUCUAACGCACAAGUUCGCUUGUAUAUUCCGAAGGAAUUUGCUUUACAAAAUGGAUUAACUAAUGGAGAAUUGAUCCUAAAAGAUGUGAAAAAUGAAGGCGCGUGGACCGUUAACAUAAGCAACCAUUUGGGCAGAUUCUACUACAUUCAUACAGGAUUGAAGGAAUUCUGUAUUGCAAAUGGCUUAAAGAAAGGAGAUCAUGUUAAAUUUGAACUCAUCCGGAGCGGGAAAAAGCCAACUGCCAUUGUUUCAAUGUACAAGAAUGAAGGGGCUUCUGUGCAGUCGCUCCGAACCGCUUGCUAUUCGGUGAAGUUGUGAUUCGGGUCAAACAUGCUUAUAAACUAGAAGAGCAUGAUCAUGAGGUGUUGAAGAAGAAAAGUGAUUGCUGUUUGUAAUGGAAUUAAGUUGAGAUUUUAGCCUCAGUUUGCCCAGAUGUUUUUUUCUUUCUUUUUGUGUAUAUGGAAUAAUUGACCAAAUCUGUUAACUUAUUUACAGAAUUGCCAUGUUCCUUAUAAUCUAAGAAGUCAAUGUACA
Helianthus annuus (common sunflower) is the source of this 1321-nucleotide messenger RNA. Its product is annotated as B3 domain-containing protein REM10. Bases 20 to 1105 code for a protein of 361 amino acids. Gene Ontology annotation, molecular function: DNA binding. The transcript has 7 exons. NCBI's taxonomy places the organism in Eukaryota, Viridiplantae, Streptophyta, Magnoliopsida, Asterales, Asteraceae. The record is from RefSeq and is a predicted model, not a curated record.